AUGGUCGGACGUUAUAUCUUUCCGGCCCCCUCGGAUGAGGCACUCCAGGUCUUCGAAGAGAAAAUCAACUAUCCUUUUGGAAAUGACGCUCUGCCGCGCGAGGCGCUUCAAGCCUUCGGCAUUUCAAUGAAGAUGGCCAUAAGGAACUUGCCUUCAUCGAGGGUUAGAAAUGCCCACCGCGCCAAGCAGGGGUUUAUCCAUGGCAUUAACAGAUUCGUCGUCACACACCCCUCCCGAUCUGGCAUUAUGCCCAAUGUCAUGGCCACCGGGGCGGGCGGGAGCAAAUCCAGGCCGUGGGUGCUUUUCAUUCGACAUUGUGGUGGCUUGCAAUGGCAUGCCCUUGUAUGCCACAGCACUAUUUAA
Molecule: messenger RNA, 363 nt
Organism: Penicillium hordei
Lineage: Eukaryota; Fungi; Ascomycota; Eurotiomycetes; Eurotiales; Aspergillaceae
Exons: 2
Coding region: 1-363 (120 amino acids)
Source: RefSeq, a predicted model, not a curated record